AUGACAACGAAACGUAAUAAAGAAAAUAAAGGAUUAACUUCACUUGAUCGUGGUAUAUCUGUUCCUUCAUAUCAUCGUACUGAUCCGAGAGUAUCUCAUGAUACAGAAGCAUUACGUACGAAUACUGAUAAUCGAUGGAUAAAAGAUGAUAUAGCUCAUGUAUUCUAUGGAUCUAAUAAUAUAAAUGAUACAUCAAAAUUAGCUACAUUAGUACGACCUAAUAUUGAAAUUUUACGUGCUAAUUCACCUACAUUGAAACGUUUAGUAGCUGCACGAAUUAAACUUGAUAAAUAUCUUAUUUCAAUUUCAAAUAUUAAUUCAACUAGUCAACAAUCAAAUCAUACUGUAAAUGAAACAACUUAUUUAUCAAAUUAUGAAAAAAAAACAACAACAAAUAUACGUACAUCAUUAUCAUCAUCACAAAAACAAAUUAAAUCUCAACAAAUUCUUAGUAAUGGACCACUUGAUAAAAUAACUUAUGAAAAAACUUGUUCACGUAAUGGUAAUAUUAAACAAAAAUGUUCAUUAGAAAUUUGGUUACCAAAAGCUGAUUCUGAUGAUGAUGAUGAUGUUGAUGAUAAUGAUGUUGAUGGAAAUAUUAUAGGUCGAAUAACACCAUCAGAUUCUAAAUUAAUCGAAAAAAAAUCUCAAUCACCUCAAUCAAUAUGUAUUAAAAGUCGUCGAUCAAGUAUAAUAAAACCACCAACAAAUAUUGAAACAAAAUCAAUUGAUGAAAUAUCUUCAAAAAAAUCUGAUCCUCUUAUUAUACCUCGUGUUUAUCAUUAUGAAGAUUAUCUAACAGAUCAAUCUGAAGAACGACCACGUUCAGGUAAAAGUGUUCAUACAACUAAAUCGGAUGGUAAAAUAUCAAAUAAAAGUAUUCAACAUCAACGUAAAAAUCCACAUGCUCGUCGUCAAUCGUCUUCAACAAAUCGUACAGAAGAAACAGUUCAAUCUGUUCAAUCAGAAAAACCUAUGUCAUCAAAAAAUUUACUUGCAAAUAUCAAACAAACAAAUACUAGUCAUGAAAAAAAAGAUACAUUAGGAUCUAGUAAUUCAUUAAUGUUAAAUGAACUUAUGAGAAAAUAUUCAAUGAUUAAAAAAACCCAUCAAGAAUUAACACAAGCAAAAUUACAACUUGAAAAAUCACAUAAUGAUUCAAAAAAUAAUACACAGAUAAUGAAAGAUCAUUCUCUUCCAUCACCUCCUACAUCAGAUUCAGCAUCAUUUACGUCUUCUGAUUAUCUAGCAGUUUCAGUUAAAAAACUUCUUGGUGAUAAUUCACCACCACGAUCAGCUGGAGUUUACAAUAAUACAAAUACAAAUACAAAUACAAAUACAAAUACAAAAACACUUGACCGACGUUCAGCACAUCGUAAACCAUCGAAUUCUGAUAUUUUACCUCAAACACGUUUAAUUUCUAUUGUUAAACAUUUUCAAAAUCGUCGAACAUCAGCUUCUAUAUCGACUUCUCUCUUACCAACAGUUAUUGGAAAGAAAAAUGAUGAUCCGUUUCGUUAUUUAGAACGUAGUAAAACACUUGAUGUUGUCUUUGAUAUUCCUAUUGACAAUUCAAAUAAAAUUUCAUCACAUUUACCUACUCGAUCAGACAGUCCUGAAAAUGUUUCAAGUUCAAAUAAUGUCUUACAACGUAAAACUAAUGGAGUUGAACAAAUAUCUCCGCCACGUAUUUCUAAACGAUCUCUACCAUCAGCAUCACAUACUCUUCGUUCUGAAGAGCAACAUCAAAAACAACAAAUUGUUCAACCUCUUGUUCAAUUAAUUCAAUAUCAAAAGAUUCAAAAUUCUGCACAACGUUAUCAUCAUUCUGCGCAUACAUCAAAACCUACAGGUGUUUCAACAAAUAAACCAUUCGUUCAUUUAAAAUAUAGUAAUGGUGGAAAUAUAGAUCGUAAUUGUCUGGUACCUGAAUAG
Rotaria sordida is the source of this 1935-nucleotide messenger RNA. The record is from the annotation of a GenBank genome assembly. NCBI's taxonomy places the organism in Eukaryota, Metazoa, Rotifera, Eurotatoria, Philodinida, Philodinidae.